UUCUUUUCCAUGUUCACAGUUUAAUUAACACAACAAGAAAAAAAAAAGGAAGGCUAGUUAUGAAUUACGAUGUCCAAAGCUAUAUUAACAUCAAAAUAAAAAUAACUCCCAUCAGUCACUUCUUUGGCACCCAAAGCAUCACCCAAAAGAAAGCCUCCCCCACUCCGCAAUGCUCUCAUUGCUUUAGUGGGGUCCACUCUGAUGACUAAUCCAGACCGUACAGUACGAGACUGACCUUUCCCAUUUCUUCUACCAAAGAUGCCAUCAAAAAAAAAAAGGGACCACUCUUCUUUCCUAUAACUGGAAAACCCCCGAAUCUGAGGGAGGGAGCCCAUGGCGAGCUACGGCGCCAUGCUCCGGCGCUCCGGCCUGGCCCGCGCCACCGAGGCGGUGGCGGAGCGUGCGCGCACCACCCGGAAGGCCUUCUCCCGCUUCGCCCGACCCCAGGCCUUCGCCUGCCCCUCCGACGCCGAGGCCGCCGCCGUCCGCGCCGUCCGCAACGUCGCCUACUUCCGCCUCCACUACGCCCUCGUCCUCUGGGUCAUCCUCCUCGCCACGCUCGCCCCCGCCCGCCGCGCCUCCAUGCUCUUCCUCAUGGCCGCCUCCAAGGUCGCCCUCUUCUACGGCGCCCUCCUCCGCGCCUUCUCCAACUCCGCCCUCCUCCGCCGGAUCCUCCACCGCCGGCUCGUCCUCGCCCUCUUCCUCGUCGUCAUCGUCGUCGAUCUCGCCCUCACCGACGCCAUCAAGCACCUCCUCCUCGCCCUUGCCAUCGCCGCACCCCUCGUCUUGCUCCACGCCGUCUUUAGGGUUAGGGACGAUCUCGUCGUCGGCGACGAGGCCUCGGCCUCCGGCGAGGCGGCGCCUCUCUCGGACAAGAAGGAGAAGGAGGAGUUCGAUCUCGAAUCCGGAUCCAAGUGAUUGGCUCGGCGACACGAUUUAAGUUUACAUAUCUAAAUACGUUUUUUUCCUUUUUUUAUUUAUAAAUUUUGGGAUGCUUACUAAUUUGAACGGAUCUUGGUAAUGACUUACUGGGGCUCUAAUGCUUGAAAUGAGCUUUUGUUACUUGGGAUGAAUUUUUUAUGUGUAAAUGAUUUCCAUCUUCAAACUA
Messenger RNA from Phoenix dactylifera (date palm), 1108 nucleotides. RefSeq lists its product as uncharacterized. NCBI's taxonomy places the organism in Eukaryota, Viridiplantae, Streptophyta, Magnoliopsida, Arecales, Arecaceae. The record is from RefSeq and is a predicted model, not a curated record.